UCGCAGGUGCGAUUUAGCAUGCCAGAACAGAAAUCCAAUCAAAGUGCAUAAAAAAACACGAAGUGCAGCAAAGGUCGUAAAGAGAAAACAUCGAAAUAAAUUAAUUAAGAUGUAAAGCGUAGUCUUAGCCUCGCUCCCAACGCAACAAAACCAAAGAGGCCCUCACUGAAUCCUCCUCGCACAGACCUUUAUCUUAACCCAACCCAAACUAAGCCCGCAAGCAUUAGAAGUAUGACUGCCAAUAGUUUGCUGGGGCGCUCCUUGCUCAAUGAAGGACGUUCCAACAAGCGCUCAUUCGUCUCGCUUAUCAUUGGCCUCAUUGUAGGCUUCUGUCUAUCGUCACUGUUUGUUUACUCCUCCACGCAGCAGCGUGGAGAAUACCUGCCAUAUGAGGGCCAUAGACAUGGCGACGUCAACGAUGCCCAUCACAGUCACGACAUGAUCGAGCUCUCCGGCCCCGAACAAGAUGUGGGCACGCAUGAGCAUGCGCAUGAGAACACCACCGUGGCCGAGAAGCUCUACAACGAGGUGCGCAUACUCUGCUGGAUUAUGACCAACCCGAGCAACCAUCAGAAGAAGGCGCGGCAUGUGAAACGCACCUGGGGCAAGCGUUGCAAUAAGCUGCUCUUUAUGAGCUCUGCCAAGGAUGAGGAGCUAAACGCUAUCGCCCUGCCAAUCGGUGAGGGCCGCAACAAUCUGUGGGGCAAGACCAAGGAGGCGUAUAAGUACAUAUACGAGCAUCACAUAAACGACGCUGAUUGGUUCCUAAAAGCAGAUGACGAUACCUAUACGAUCGUGGAGAAUAUGCGCUAUAUGCUCUAUCCCUAUAAUCCCGAGACACCAGUCUAUUUUGGCUGCAAGUUUAAGCCGUAUGUGAAACAGGGUUACAUGUCCGGUGGUGCUGGCUAUGUGCUCAGCCGUGAAGCAGUGCGUCGCUUUGUCGUCGAAGCUCUGCCCAAUCCUAAACUAUGCAAGAAGGACAACACGGGUGCCGAAGAUGUGGAGAUGGGCAAGUGUUUGGAAAAUGUCAAAGUGCUAGCAGGCGAUUCUCGUGAUACCAAUGGGCGAGGUCGAUUCUUUCCCUUUGUGCCCGAGCAUCAUUUGAUACCAUCACAUACGGAUAAAAAGUUCUGGUACUGGCAGUACAUAUUUUAUAAGACAAAUGAGGGUCUGGACUGUUGCUCGGACAAUGCCAUAUCGUUCCACUAUGUUUCGCCUAACCAAAUGUAUGUGCUGGACUAUUUAAUAUAUCAUCUUCGCCCAUAUGGCAUUAUUAACACACCAGAUGCCUUACCAAACAAGCUGGCACUGGGUGAACUGAUGCCAGCUCCCAAGGAGCCAGCGGAAACAAGUGACAGCACCACACAGUGAUUGCUGGAUACUAUAACUUGUAUAUAGUCCAACAUUAAAAUGUAAAUAUUGCACUAAGCAUAACCCACCCUUUUGCCAUUUUUCAUUGAA
Molecule: messenger RNA, 1461 nt
Organism: Drosophila busckii
Lineage: Eukaryota; Metazoa; Arthropoda; Insecta; Diptera; Drosophilidae
Gene: C1GalTA
Product: glycoprotein-N-acetylgalactosamine 3-beta-galactosyltransferase 1
Exons: 4
Coding region: 232-1371 (379 amino acids)
Cellular component (GO): membrane
Molecular function (GO): N-acetylgalactosaminide beta-1,3-galactosyltransferase activity
Source: RefSeq, a predicted model, not a curated record